Molecule: messenger RNA, 3070 nt
Organism: Tinamus guttatus (white-throated tinamou)
Lineage: Eukaryota; Metazoa; Chordata; Aves; Tinamiformes; Tinamidae
Source: RefSeq, a predicted model, not a curated record
CUGACUCAUCCGUCCCAGCCCAUCGGAGGAUGUUUAACUGACAGCCUGAUUAGACCACAUCAUGGAGAAAACAGAUGCAAACGAUCAGCUACCUAAAUCCAACGGGGACAAAGACCAGCCCCGAAGCCUGCCCUACUCUGUUGAAACACCCUAUGGCUUUCACUUAGACCUGGACUUUCUGAAGUAUGUGGAUGACAUUGAGAAAGGAAAUACCAUCAGGAGGGUUCACAUCCACCGGAAAGCCAAGCAGCCAAAAUUCAGCACUCUGCCCCGCAAUUUCAGCCUGCCGGAGAGCGGCUCCCGCGCGUACGCCUCUGCUCCCAGCAAAAGCUGGACUGCGACCUACUCGUUUGCACAACGGAAGGCAUCGCUGGGGGCAGAAGAAACUGCCCGUCCCCUGGUGCCCAGUGAGCCGCCUCCAUCUGCAGCUGCUGACAGGCCCCAGCUGCUGCGCGCUUCCAGCAUCCCGGCCGCGCUCCCGCCGGGCCGCAGCGCCGCCGAGGAGGCGCCCGCUCCGCCCUUGGCAUCUCCUCAGCCCGCUGGCGACAAGGGCUGCUCCGAAAGUGCCCUUAGCCCCGCAAAGGAGGCACCGCUUUCACCCCGCGCCGACAGCUCCGCAGCAAAUCCCCCCCAGGAGACACAAUGGGAACAGCAAGCGGCGGUGCAGAAGAAAGAGCAGCCUGGGCAGCAGCAGGUUAAAGUCACUGCCGUGUGGGAGCACCAGCCAGGAGAGCCCCCGACGAUGCCAUCUCCAUGGCAAAACCAGCACCCUGCAGCGCAGCAGCUGCAGGUGGUUGUGGAGAGCCGGGGAGAGGAAUGUGAUGCAUCAGGAACACACAGCUGGUCUGAAUUAGCCAAGGACAGAUCCGCCUCAGCCAGUGCCCUCCAGCUUGUGGAUGAAAACAAGAACCAUGAGAAAAGAGAAUUAGGCAUAAGUGAAAUUGCACCAGAUGCACUGAGAAAAGCUGAAGACAGAAAUAUUUGGGAUAGAGAGAACAAGGAGAAUUGGAGCCCUCAGCCCCUGCUUUGUGAUACAGGCGAGGCCAGCAGGAUCGCAGCACUGAAGCAGCAGAUUGCUCUUCUGGAGGAGCAGCUAAGCAGCAAAAAAGAAGAACUCGAACAGAUCAGAGUAGUGCUGAAGCAGCAAGAUAAUGAAAUCAAGGAAAAGGAGAAAAGCAUUAAGUUACUCGCAAGCUCCAAAGCUCAGCUAGAAGAGAAACUGCGCUGUGAAAAUAGAGAAACGAGACCGCUGGCCAAGCAGGGCGGCGGCGCGCUGCAAUACUAUGACGCUGCGGUGAACACCGAGCUCACGCAGACAAACAGCUCCAAGCAAAGCCACGACAAAGGCAUCAAUGUAAAUAUCCCAGUCCCUACACAGUCCGUAGGCUGCAGUGUUCACCGAGCAGACAACAUGAACUCGCAGGCUAAGGAGUUAAACAGCAAGUCGGCUUGGACUGAUCAGGGACUGGCAGUUGGUGGAGAGGGACCUGAGCGUUUUGUCAAAGAGGCACAGACACCAAACCUCACUGAGCUGAAGAUUGAUGAACAUCUCGGUGAUGACAAUCAAAACAAAAGAAAUAACUCUGAUACCCAGAGUCUUGCUGCUCAUACAAUGACCACAGAAAGCUACCAGGGCACAAAAAUUGACUCAAACACAGGUGAAAGCCAGCCUGGCUGUGGCGGGGAUAUAGAACAAGAUGUGAUGGAAGAAGAAGGUCACCCUAACCGAGAAGAUUUCUCCGCUGUAGACCCCAUAGGCCAAUACGUCAAAAAAAUCCAGGAGCUCCUGCAAGAGCAGUGGAUGUGUUUGGAGCACGGCUAUCCGGAGUUAGCAAGUGCUAUUAAGCAGCCUGCCUCGAAACUUAGCUCCAUUCAGAACCAAUUAGUUAAUUCCUUAAACUCGUUGUUAUCUGCCUACUCUACACAAAGGCCAGCAGAUAAGGAGAAUUCGAAUACACACUAUCAACAGUUGGAAAUCUCUCCAACCACAAGUCUUAAAUCUAUCAUGAAAAAGAAAGGUUAUGGUUUCCAUGCAGGAGGCAAUGGGACCAAAAAGAAUCUUCAGUUUGUUGGGGUAAAUGGUGGUUAUGAAACGACCUCAAGUGAAGACACAAGUCAUGAAGACAGCCCAGUGGAAGAGGAUUCAGACAAUGAGACAGAGAGGAAAUCGGAUGGAUCAGAGCACAGCCAGCCAGAAGCUGCACACGAGAGUGAUCCCGUGGCAUCAGAGGCCUCCCCGCAUGAGGGACACGAGGACGACGGCCUGCAGGAGCCAGUGGCAACAGUGACAACCAGCACACAGCAUGGGACUGACAGAUGCAAACCCUCUGAAGAUUGCCUUGCUGACUGCCAGCUCCUCAGCAAACACCUCUCACAAACCAGGACCCCAAGCAACGAGCAUCUGGAGCGCAUCCCGGGCGCCAUCUCCCAGGAGUGGUUCCACGUGUCGAGCCGGAAAGCCUCCAGCGCCGAGGCCGUCGCUGCCUAUCUGGAAGCCUUGGGCACGGCCCAUCCGCAGCUCCUGGCGGCGGUGGUGAACCUGGCCGACGAGAAUGGGAACACCGCGCUCCACUACAGCGUCUCCCACUCCAACUUCCCCGUUGCGAAGCUGCUGCUAGACACAGGGGUGUGCGAUGUGGACCGUCCCAACAAGGCCGGCUACACGGCCCUCAUGAUCACACCGCUGGCCUCCGCCGAGAGCCGCCAGGACAUGGAGGUGGUGACGAAGCUGCUGCGGGCAGGAGAUGUGAACGUCCGAGCGAGCCAGGGCGGCCAGACGGCCCUGCUGCUCGGGGUGAGCCACGACCGGGAGGACAUGGUGAAAGCCCUGCUGUCCUGCGGGGCUGACGUCAACGUGCCGGACGAGCAGGGCACCACGGCGCUCAUGGUGGCCUGCCGGCAAGGCAACGCCGACAUCGUGCGGCUCCUCCUGGCCCAGCCCGGCUGCGACGUCGCCCGCACGGAUAAGGAUGGCAACUCGGCGCUGGAGCUGGCGCAGCGCUCGGACCACUUGGAGAUCGCAGCGCUGCUGCGAGCGCACGUGGAGCGGAGCCGGGCUGCCCCCGAGUGA